Pelagomonas calceolata is the source of this 1391-nucleotide messenger RNA. The record is from the annotation of a GenBank genome assembly. Lineage: Eukaryota; Pelagophyceae; Pelagomonadales; Pelagomonadaceae.
CUCGGACGGUGCUCGGGCGAGGUCCUGGCUGUCCAAGUAGCAGUGACUGCGUGCUCUCAUUGCCGAGCACCAACUCUCGCAGAGAAGCAGCACAGGUGCCGACGCAGCGUCACAUUAGCUAACAAGUCGAAUCGGAAGAGAUGCGGAGGCCUGCGUUCGCCUCGACAGGAACAAAAGCAUGCACACUCUGCCACAGCGAUGCAGCAAAUUGCAUGAGCGAACUAGCCGUCGAGACCCAGGACUCACCUCGAUAGUAGCAAAAGCAAACGCGUCGAGAGAUUCGUACGAGUCACCCUUCACGCCAUCGAGCCGACGCAUUUACGGGGUCGUCGUCGACGCAGGUAACGAGAUGAAGCUGCUCUGUGUAAUAGCGGCCGCGACGACCGCCCAGGCCUUCGCGCCGACGCGCGCGACGACGCCGACGGUUUGUAGAGGAGGCGGCAGCGAGCUGCAAGCCGUCAAGAACUCGGCCUUCGUCUUCGUGAAGCCCCACGCUGUGACGCCGCCGACGAUCGAGCUCGUCAAGAGCAAGCUUACGGGCGCGGGCCUCACCAUCCUGUCCGAGGGCGACAUCUCGUCCGAGGAUAUUGAUCAGAAGAAGCUCGUGGACCAGCACUACUACGCCAUCGCGUCGAAAGCCACGAUCACGCCGCCGGCGGAACUCGCCGUGCCCGACGACAAGUUCACCGAAUUCUUCGGCGAGUCCUGGAGCGACGUCCUGUCACAGGGCCGCGCGUUCACGGCCAUCGACGCCUGCAAGGAGCUUGGAUUAAGUGGUUCGGAGAUGGACGAGGCCUGGGGCGCGGCCAAGGGCGCGGGCAAGAUUAUUAAGUUAGGGGGCGGCUUCUACGCGGGGCAGCUGGCCAAGGGCGACUCGUCGAUCUACACGUUCAACGCCUUCUACAUGAGCAUGCGGGACCGCUUCACGCAGCCCGGGGGCUCGAUCCACUACUUUGCCGUGGAAUGGGACGCCUCCACCUUACCGUGGGCCGACUUCCGCGGGAAAUUGUUAGGACCGACGGACCCGGCCGCGGCGCCGGCGGAUUCGAUCCGGGGUCUGAUCUACAGCGACUGGAAGAAUUUGGGCUUGAGCGGCGAGCCGAACACGGGCGACAACGGCGUCCACGCGUCGGCGUCGCCCUUCGAGGGCCUCGCGGAGAAGAUGAACUGGCUCCAGGUCAAGCCGAGCGAGGACGCCUUCGGCGCGGCGAUCAUCGCCGACGGUUUGGACGAGGCGACGCUGGCGAAGUGGAUCCUGGACCCCGUGGUCACGUACCCGGACGGGAAGGGCUCGCUCUUCGACGCGCUCGAGGACAGCAACGUCGACGCGUGCGCGGCGAAGCUGAAGGAGCUGAAGGCGCUGGCGUAGAGGCUAAGUAUUUGUUACGCGU